GAUCAUUCGGUUCCAAACCCGAGGAAAACUUAACCCACGAUAUAUAGGUCCAUUCAGAAUUAUAGAGAGGAUUGGGGCCGUUGCAUAUCGUCUACAGUUGACUCCUGAGUUAGAGAAGAUACAUAAUGUGUUUCAUGUAUCCAUGCUUAAGAAGUAUGUGCAUGAUCCCUCUCACGUACUGGAGAAGCCACCUGUAGAGGUACGUGAGGAUUUGAACUACGCUGUUCAACCUAUCAAGGUCACCGAUAGAAAGGUGAAGAAGCUGAGGAGCAAAGAAGUCCCAAUGGUUAAAGUCCUGUGGAAGAGCGAUCGGGUCGAGGAAGAGACAUGGGAAACGGAGGCUUUGAUGAGGAAGCAGUAUGCUUUCCUAUUCGAGUAGAGCUGUGAAUUUCGGGGACGAAAUUCCUGUUAAGGGGGGGUGAACUUGUGACACCGCACCCGAACGUCCUUGAAAAUUCGAUUUAAAAAUUCAAAAGUGAUGUAUUGAAUUUCCAAUUUCAAAACAAUGGGAGAAACGAUUAAUAUUUUACGAAGUACAUGAUUGAAUAUUGUAUUGUUCAAACCCGCAUUCUUUUGUAAUUUUCAUCGUGUAAAUUAUUGGGAUGAGACUACACAUAUUGGAGAUCAAUAAUGUGAUUUAGGAAGUUGACUUGUUCUAAAUAAAUUAGGAUGAGUACAAAAAGACAUCUUUGACAAAGAUAAAACAAUAGGACCCAUCUUCCCAUUUUUGGAAGUAUUGGUAGAUAUUUUGGACCCCAAAUUUAAUGGGAUCAAUUGGGAACCACUCCACAUGGUAUUAGU
Cuscuta epithymum is the source of this 801-nucleotide messenger RNA. The record is from the annotation of a GenBank genome assembly. NCBI's taxonomy places the organism in Eukaryota, Viridiplantae, Streptophyta, Magnoliopsida, Solanales, Convolvulaceae.